This is a messenger RNA of Erigeron canadensis, 1098 nucleotides long. RefSeq lists its product as uncharacterized. The record is from RefSeq and is a predicted model, not a curated record. Bases 1 to 1098 code for a protein of 365 amino acids. NCBI's taxonomy places the organism in Eukaryota, Viridiplantae, Streptophyta, Magnoliopsida, Asterales, Asteraceae. The transcript has a single exon.
AUGUCUUUUAUGGUGGAACAUCUUAAGAAGCAACAACCUCGUCUAGAACCAACACCACCACUAAACCCAGCAAGGGAACUGUUGAAAAUAUUAAAAGUAUUAUCUGGUGAAGAGGAAGGGGGGCAAGUGCGAACCGUAAGUAUUCCAAGAUCAGCUGUCAAAUCAAGAUUCUGUGAUUGGAUUGCAGAAUACCCAUUCCCAGAUGGCCAAAAAGUUCCUCCAGUUGUGGGGACUUACGAUGGCACCAGGGAUCCAGAAGACCACUUGGCAUUAUAUUACCAAGCAAUACUCACAGAAAAAUGGGUAGACCCGGUGGCUUGUCACUUGUUCCCUGGAACGUUGCAAGGGCAUGCUAGAGACUGGUUUACUGGCUUACCUGAAAGAAGUAUAAAAUAUUUGAAAGAAAAAUUUGUUGCUCAUUUCUUUCAACAAAAGAAACACCAACGUAAUCACUUAGAAGCCCACUUAGUAAGACAAAGGGAGAACGAGCCACUUAGAGAUUUUAUCUUGAGAUUCACUCAAGAAUGUCAAAGGAUACCUGGUCUGCCGGAGAGUCAACAGAUUUCUGGCUUUACUCUUGCCUUGCACCCCGGAGGUCUCCAAAAAAAGUUAACUACAAAAGUUCCUAAGACUUUCAAGGAAGCCAUCGAUCGAGCCUAUGAUUACCUCCGUUCUAGAGAAACCUCCACGUUAGUAAGGGGGAUGAUAAGAAAGGAUAAGUCAUGGUCAGGACCCUCUGGAGGGAAAAGGCCUCGUUUUGAUAUUAGACGAGAUGGCUGUAGGGAAGAUUACAUAAGAGAUACAAGAAGAGAUGACCGUCCAGAUGACAGGAGAGACAAAAGGCCCAUUCAAUAUGGCAAAAGUGUCCAUCUUGUGGACUUAACAAAGUAUCCAAAAGAGAUUUUAAAAACUGAGAUGGUGGGCUCAACUUUCAACCCCCCUCCCCCGCUCAGAUCUGCAAAGAAAAACAUGAAUAAGUAUUGUGACUUUCAUGAGGACCACAGUCAUGAUACUAAUGAUUGCAGAGAACUCCAAGGAGAAGUCAAAAGGGCUUUAGAAGAAGGAAAGUUAGAGCACCUUGUUCCUGGAGCCAAGUAG